Messenger RNA from Nomia melanderi (Alkali bee), 2533 nucleotides. It is a transcript of the gene tll, whose product is annotated as nuclear receptor subfamily 2 group E member tailless. Lineage: Eukaryota; Metazoa; Arthropoda; Insecta; Hymenoptera; Halictidae. The record is from RefSeq and is a predicted model, not a curated record. Gene Ontology annotation, biological process: regulation of DNA-templated transcription. Gene Ontology annotation, molecular function: DNA-binding transcription factor activity; zinc ion binding; sequence-specific DNA binding.
UGACUAUCAGUUAACAGUUCGUCUCGAAGUUAGCCCUUGUUUUGAGUAUCCAGGGGGUAGAAAGCGGGCACCGGGGACAGAAUAAUUUUGAAGUAUUGCGGGAGGCGGUAGUACUUCUCUUCGCGUAUCAAUCAUCAGUUGAGUACACGAGCUCCGCGGUACAGUCUCGCCUUCGGAUUCGCUCCGCAUCGUCAACAUUUACGGGUUUGCGUUAGUCUUCAUCGUAUAGUGGAGGUGUGUUUUGUGCCAAGUAUGCAGAAUCAGGAAUCCCAACUCGGACAUUUACCUGUGUCACAGCCGAAAGUGCCCACUUCAUCCAGUCGCAUUCUAUACGACAUACCCUGCAAAGUUUGCCGCGAUCAUUCAUCGGGGAAGCAUUACGGAAUAUUUGCGUGCGACGGGUGUGCCGGUUUCUUCAAGAGAUCGAUACGAAGAAAUCGUCAGUACGACUGCAAGGCGAAGUCCGAAGGGGGUUGUAUGGUCGACAAGACUCAUCGGAACCGAUGUCGAGCCUGCCGUUUGGCCAAAUGCAUACAAGCUGGUAUGAACAAAGACGCUGUGCAGCACGAACGUGGCCCACGAAAUUCGACUCUACGCAGGCAGAUGGCUUUAUACUUUAAAGAGCCCGAAAUGAUGGCCAACAUGGUACCUCCACCAAUGGCGGCUUUGGAUCUGGCUUUGCCUAAACCGCCGAGCGAACCCCGAGUCAUCGUCGCAGCGCCAUCCCCUCAUCAUCCCAAUCCGCACCCUAUUUACUGCAACAGUACGGCCUUGUCGAAGAUUCCAGUAAAUGUACCCGGAUUGCCGUCGCUGCCGCUGAUCCCGGCGAUAACCGCAGAGUCCAUCUGCGAGCAGGCAGCUAGGCUUCUUUUCCUGAACGUCCAUUGGGCUAGAGACCUAGCAGCAGGUACAAACUUAGCUAUGGAGGACCAGCUUAUGCUGCUGGAGUCUUCCUGGCGGGAAUUGUUCUUGCUCGCGGCCGCACAAAUUCUCCCUACGUUGGAUCCAACGCCUUUGCUACCUCCAGGUCCUCAAGCUCUAAGUUUAGCAGUGGAAGUGAAUCGUUUCAGAGAAACGUUGGCCGGUUUUCAUGCAAUGAACCUAGACCAGCAUGAAUUCGCUUGCAUACGGGCGAUCGUGCUGUUCAAAGCAGGUUUGGACAACGAGCCCUUACCCAGCAGUAGGAGUAGCAACGGUUCAGCAUCCCCUAGCACUGGCAACAGGCUCAGGGACGCUGCUGCUGUCGCGAGGUUGAGGGAUGGAGCCCAACUAGCUCUUGGUCAGAGACUCGGCGGAGCAUCCUUCGGAGCACUUAGGUUUGGAAAAUUAUUACUGUUGCUACCAUCGUUGAGAUCAGUGUCCACAAACGCCAUUGAAGAACUUUUCUUCAGAAGGACCAUCGGUGUUAUCCCUAUUGAAAGGAUCAUUUGCGAUAUGUAUAAAGCGGCCUGAAUUCGAAUAAGCGUAGAGUGGAAGGACAAAGAAAUACAAUAGAAGAGUUGUUAUAUAUGAUGUACUUAGGUGUUUUCUUCUACGAAGUGGUUAGAGUUCUGUUGAUGAACAUUGGGGUAGAUAAUUCAUAAAACAUAGUUGGGGUUGGACAUGAAUGCAUAAGUAUAACUGUUAUUACUGUCAACUUACAACACAAAAAUCAGUUUGUGAAAUCAUUAUAUGUGAAUUAUAAUUCACCCGAAGGAUAGGAUAGGUCGAGAAGAGUGUAUACUUUAGUUGACCGAAUCUGGAAUCAAUAGAAAGACAGUAAUAAAUUUGAAAUUCGAAAGGAUUUCAAACAAAACAAGUGUUGAAGUAAAACAAAUGUGUAAGAAAUGUUAGGAACUUCAAUUCAAUGUUCACCAAUAACUUCUCACGCGGAAAAAAGUGUUGAAGUAAAACAAAUGUAUAAGAAAUUUUAGGAGCUUUUAUUCGAUGUUCACCAAUAAUUUCUCACGCAGGCGUGUUUCAUAUCUAGUCUCGGUCGAAUGAAUUAUACACGGGAAUCAGCUGUGAUGAGAACAUAUCAGAAAGAAAUGAUUUGGAAGCAAUUGUUCACCAAUGAUAUGAAGGCAAAGCGUUGACUUCUUUUAUAUAAUUGACUCAGAAGUACGUAGGAAAAGUCAAAUCAUAUAUCAUUAACAAUAAUUAAGUAGGAACAUUUCAAUAAUUUUACGCUGUAGUUCAAAGAUAAGAUAGUCAUAUUUAAAACAAAUCGGGAAGGGCCCUGCUUUAAUACGAAUUAAAAUAUUUAGGGUUAGUUGUAACACUUAUGGACUAUAAUUUUGCUUUAAUGACAUUCGUGGCAAUAUGCAACAUAAGAUGAUGCGUGUCUGAUUGUACAUAGAGCUUGUAACAUAUGAUAUCAAAAAUCAAAACCACUGAAUUCAACGUCGAUCCGUCUUUUUAAUGAGUAACAUAACUGUCGGUUAAUACUUGUUUUAAUAUAAGUUCAGUUCAGUUAAGUUAAGUAAAGUUAAUGUAAUGUUAUUUUAUUUUAUUUGAUUUUGGCCGUAUGCAUACGAGAGACGACCCUACUCUA